Helianthus annuus (common sunflower) is the source of this 1411-nucleotide messenger RNA. Its product is annotated as serine/threonine-protein phosphatase PP2A-2 catalytic subunit. Lineage: Eukaryota; Viridiplantae; Streptophyta; Magnoliopsida; Asterales; Asteraceae. Gene Ontology annotation, molecular function: protein serine/threonine phosphatase activity. Gene Ontology annotation, biological process: peptidyl-serine dephosphorylation; mitotic cell cycle. Bases 208 to 1128 code for a protein of 306 amino acids. The transcript has 6 exons. Gene Ontology annotation, cellular component: cytoplasm. The record is from RefSeq and is a predicted model, not a curated record.
ACCAUCCUCUCUCUCUUUUUGGCAAAAUUCUAGAGAGAGAAACCACAAGUCAAUGAAGCCAAAUUUCUCUCAUCCAACCGGAAUAAUCAAACCCUAACCCUAGCGUUCUCCUUACAUCAAAUCCAAUCAGAUUCAACAUCUGAUCCACAAAAUCACCGUCGAUUUUCACAGAUCUACGGUUAUUUGACCGGAAAACGGAAUCGGAAAAUGCCGUCACACGCGGAUGUAGAUCGGCAGAUAGAGCAGCUGAUGGAUUGCAAAGCGUUGACCGAAUCGGAGGUCAAAGCUCUGUGCGAUCAAGCUAGGGCUAUACUUGUGGAGGAAUGGAAUGUGCAGCCGGUGAAAUGUCCGGUGACGGUUUGUGGUGAUAUUCAUGGACAGUUUUAUGACCUGAUUGAGCUGUUUCGGAUAGGUGGAAACCCUCCGGAUACAAAUUAUCUCUUCAUGGGGGAUUAUGUUGAUCGUGGAUACUAUUCAGUGGAGACCGUCACCCUGUUAGUGGCUCUAAAAGUUCGUUAUAGAGACAGAAUUACAAUUCUUCGUGGAAAUCAUGAGAGCAGGCAGAUCACUCAAGUAUAUGGAUUCUAUGAUGAAUGUUUGAGAAAGUACGGAAAUGCUAAUGUUUGGAAGCAUUUUACCGACCUGUUUGAUUACCUUCCUCUUACAGCCCUUAUUGAGAGCCAGAUCUUUUGCUUACAUGGAGGACUUUCACCAUCAUUGGAUACACUAGACAAUAUCCGAGCAUUGGACCGCAUACAAGAGGUCCCACAUGAAGGACCAAUGUGUGACCUGUUGUGGUCUGAUCCAGAUGACAGAUGCGGGUGGGGAAUAUCUCCACGUGGAGCCGGCUACACGUUUGGACAAGAUAUAGCAUCGCAGUUUAAUCAUACAAACGGACUCUCACUUAUCUCAAGAGCUCAUCAGCUUGUCAUGGAGGGUUUUAACUGGUGCCAGGACAAGAACGUGGUGACGGUAUUUAGUGCUCCAAACUACUGUUAUAGGUGCGGGAACAUGGCUGCGAUACUUGAAAUAGGGGAAAACAUGGACCAAAAUUUUCUCCAGUUUGACCCAGCGCCAAGGCAGAUUGAACCAGAUACUACCCGCAAGACGCCAGAUUAUUUCUUGUAAUAGUCACAUGGAUGGGAUGUGAUGUGAUACUGAUGCCCUAAAACGGAAUCGGGUUGUUUGUUUGUAAUCCUUGUAGAUGUUUUCCCCCUUGAAAAACAAAGAAGAGAGAGUUUUGUUGUGAACAUCAUUCAUUCUUUUGUUUGGAGUUUGGAUUGCUGCUGGUUGUUGUUAUUGACAAACUGCAGCAAUGUUUCUGCACUUUUUAUUUCUUAAGUUAGAAGGUAGGUUUUUGGUGGAUCAACAUAUUUGGGCAUUCAUAAUAAAUUUCUAGUUUUUGGAGUAA